This is a messenger RNA of Acyrthosiphon pisum (pea aphid), 3829 nucleotides long. Its product is annotated as protein mahjong-like. The transcript is spliced from 19 exons. Gene Ontology annotation, biological process: protein ubiquitination. Bases 1 to 3426 code for a protein of 1141 amino acids. The record is from RefSeq and is a predicted model, not a curated record. Lineage: Eukaryota; Metazoa; Arthropoda; Insecta; Hemiptera; Aphididae. Gene Ontology annotation, molecular function: protein binding. Gene Ontology annotation, cellular component: Cul4-RING E3 ubiquitin ligase complex; nucleus.
AUGACUGUAAUGAGGCAUAAACCAACAAGUACUAUUAAUUCAAAUGAAGUUGAUAACACUGUUAAAGAUUUUAACCAGAACCUUUAUAUUUGUCAUGAGGACUUGCCUUGUAAUUCAAAAAUAGAAGAAAAUGGUAUUUGCGGUGAUAGUAAUUCUUCCUAUCCUGAGUCUAUUGCAAGCAACUGGAUACAAAUCUAUCCACCUACUUUGACUACAAAAUUAGUUUACUGUCUCAAAUAUUUAGUACCAACUGGAGUAUAUCAAGAAAAAUUACUUCUAAUUCCAAAACCUAGUAUUCCAUCUACCGGUGUUUCAAUUUGCUUUUAUUACUUGGCAUAUUGCGAAGAAGCAAUGGAAAAGAUUUGUCUUUUACCUGAACAUGUCCUUAUUGAUCUUGUAAAGUAUGCACUUUGUAUGUUGGAGUGUUCUAAUGAUUCAAGUAGAUGUCAUGCAACUAUGUUCUUUAGUUAUAGUUUUCAUUUUAGAGUUAUUCAAGAAAUAUUUGAUAAUCACGAUGGAUUACAUAAGCUGUUUAAUGUGGUUAGUACAUUGCCUAUUCUGUCAUCUGAAAAUCCAGCAUAUAGUUCAUUAACUGAAGAUGCUGAAUGUUCUGCCAAAAAAAUUAUUCGUCAUGUCUGUGCUGGUUUGAAGCAUUACUUUGAAGCACAUUUACAUAAAAAAGCUCAGCAAAUACGUAGAGCAAAAAUGACAGAUUCUGAUCUGGUAGUUUCAUCAACAAUGGUUCAUAAUUUUUUCACAGUACCUGGUUAUAAAUCUACAAAAAAAUCUCGUGCUGAAGUCCAAGAGGAAAUAGAGCUAUUAUCAAAUGCCGUGUCCCUGAAUUGGACACAAAUUGAUCAAUUUCUCAAACUGGGGGGCUUAAGUGUAUUAUUGAAAAUAAUCACAUCACUUAAUGUUCCAGCUGCUAAUCAAAAUGGUACCUCUACAGUGAAAGAAGAUGACCCACCAGCUGAAAAUAACAAUGUCGGAUUAAAUAUUAUUAUAAAAGCAGCAGGAGAUAUUUUAGAUGCUGAUAUUAAAAAAGCUGCUCUUUCUGUUAUUAUAACUUGUGUUUGUAGUGUACCAAUGUAUAGGGAAGGUGGAAGUUUAGCAUAUAUUUCACCACAUGGAUCAAAUAAUAGACAAACACCUAAGACACCUUAUGAUGAUACUAUGAUUGAAAAAAUUUGGGAUUGUGUUAGAAAUAAUAAUGGAAUUAUGGUUUUAGUUUCUUUAAUUACUAUUAAAACACCAAUUACUGAUGUUGACGCUAUACGAGGAUUAGCAAGUCGUGCAUUAGCUGGAUUGGCUCGCAGUGAAUCAGUUUGUCAAAUUAUCAGGAAAUUACCUUUAUUUAACAGUGGCCAAUUAGAAAGUUUAAUGGAAAAUCCUGUAUUGCCAGAAAAUCUUCAAGAACAUGUAACAUUUCAAAAAUAUGCUUUAAAGUUAAUGGAAUUAGUUUCAGGAGAAAAAAAAAGUAAUAAAGCUAUAUUAAAAGCAUCAUUACUAUCAUUGGCAAGUUUAAAACGAGCAAAUGUUGCACAAACUGAAAUUAAUUACAAAGAACAACAAAUUCUCCUUUUAAUGUAUGAAUAUUCAAUGGAAAAAGGUUGGUCCACAACUGCAGAAUCAUUAGUACAAGAGGCAAAUCUUAAUAUAUCCAAGAAAAAACCUACACCAUUUACAUUUAUUUCCCAUUGCGAUAAUCAGUCGAUUGGAGGGGGAAUAUUCCCUAUAAGUUCUAGACACAUGAUACAAAACAAAAAAUCUGAAUUAGCCAAUUCAUCAAACGGUCCUUUAGGUGCUAUAUUUAGUGGUGCAAGAGGAAUAAAAUCAACUCCAAAACGUUUGAAUAUCAUUAGACGAUCAGAAAACCUACCAAAACCGGAGCCAGAACAAGAACUUGAGUCACCCAUGUCUAAAUCAGUUCAUAAAAAAAUUUGUCAAGAUUUAACAUCACUUAAUGAUAAUAAUACUAACUCAAAGGUUAGUUUAAAAUCUAUUAUUACAGAACACUUCACAAGUCAACAUGCUUCAUGUUUACAUCCUAUGGUUACGUGUCCUCGAUUCAACUUUUUUGAUCCACACAAAUGUCCUGAUCCUAAACCAAAGAGCUCAGUGGUAAACUUUGCUAUGAGAUUUUCCAAAAACAUACAUUCUAGAAAACUAAACCAAAGAUUCAUACAUAGUCGUUUUUGUCCAACCAGCAAUUUCCGCAUGGAUUGCGAAAAAGAUUAUUAUACUCGUUGCGAGUUUUUAAGCCAAAAUCGUGUUGCUGUUGGGACAAAGAGUGGUGCGAUAAAAGUACUCAAUUUAUUUACUUCUCAAGAAGAACUAUCAUUGUCAGGACACGGUAUAUAUAUUACAAACUUACAAUGCAGUAAUGAUGAAAGAUUGUUGUUAUCAUCUUCUUUUGGGAUACCACCUUUAUCAUCUCUUUGGUCUAUAUCUAAAGAUAUAAUUAAACUUAAAUAUACAUUGAAUCAUGAAGAAUACUGCACUUUUAGUAAUUAUGAUCAAGAUAAAAUACUUGGAACUAGAGCUUUUAGAACAUCAAUAUACGAUUUAGAAACUAGUGAAAUAGUAUUAACAUUAGUUCCAAAACAUUCAAAUCAGUACAUGAAAAAUCGAGCAGUAUUUGAUGCCACAAAUGAAUUAGUACUUUCAGAUGGUGUAUUAUGGGAUGCCAUGGCUGGAAUAGAGAUCCAUAAGUUUGAUAAAUCAAAUUCAUGUAUAAAUGGAGUUUUCAAUCCAAAUGGUCUUGAGAUUAUAUCAAAUAAAGAAGUCUGGGAUAUGCGCACAUUCAAGUUGUUGCAUACAGUGCCAAGUCUUGAUAAAUGUGAGGUGAAAUUCUCCAAAUCAGGAGAAGGAAUGUAUUUGCGUUUAAUUGAUAUGAGACGUGAAAGUGGUUCUGUAUACAAAAAUUCAUUUACAACUUUAGACCCUAAUGACUACACAAAUAUAGAUAUAAAUAGUGACUCUGAUGAAGGUGAAGAAUCAGAUUUUGAUGAAACAUCUUCAGGGGCAUCUUUGGAUUCCAAAGAUGAGAAUGACAAGUCUUUAGAAGGUGAUUCAAUGGACGUAUCAAGAAAGUUAUUAAAUCAUUUCAACUGUGUGGAUGUUUGUCAAAAAGCAUUUAUCAAUCUGUUUGGUUUAUCUGAUAAACGUUUAAAAACUGUUAGAGAGUUAUUGAUAGUUAAAGCUCGUCAAAAAUACAUGAAACGUAUGAUGGAAAAAGAAGAAAACCAAAUAGAAGUAUCUUUAGCUAAGGGUCUGGCAGAGAGUUGUUUGCCGUUGAUAGGACUUUUUAACACUGAAGACAGAAAGAUAAUAUCUGAUCAGUUGUUGAUUGCUAUCAACAAUGAUAUAAAUUUAGUAAAUAACUUCUUUUACAAUCAACUAUGGAAACCAGAGUACUUGCAAUAACCAUUCUUAAACCACCUGAAUGAAUAUAAAUUAUUUUAAUACAUAUUUUGAUGAUUUUAAAAUGUAAUUUAUUGGAUUAGUAUCUUGUUUAAUUCAAUUUCAUGUGCUACUUAAUUAAAAAUCUAAUUUCAUAUUGUUCUAAAUUCCUGGGAUUUUGCUUAUUGUACAUUUUUAUAAUAUUGUACUAUUCACUUAAAUUUCAUUUACGACUGGUGUUGUUAAAAUAUGGAUAUUGUCUAACAUGGGCAAGUAGCCAGGAUUAAAAAAAAAAGAAUGUUUUAACACCCAAUACAAGGUUAUAUGCCUGGUUUAACUACUAUUUGUUUUUAAUUACUUAUUUUGGCCUGAUAGUAUAUUUUUAAUGUUAUAAAUUUAUAUGUAACUACAAUGUAUAUUUUAUUUA